AAUUUUAUAUCAUGUGCAUUAGACUUUAGAAUUGUACUUAUAUAAGAUAGCGCGAUCCAGAUAACAUAUCUCAUUGAAAUUUGUAUUUUUGCCUUUGAAGUAAUGGCGGACUGUAUAAGUGACUGUGUUGAAAUAUCCAACCAUAAAAAUGACAAUAAUGUGGCACCGAACAUCAACAAGUGCAUCAAGCGAAUAGCACAGAUAGAAGGCUUUCAAGACUAUAAAGUAGAGGUUCAAGACGUUUCAACUGAUGGUGGAAAUUACAUGGCAAUUCUUCAAACGAUAAAUAUCAAAGGAAAAACUGAAACAGCUAGUAAAGAAAUUAGUCUUUUUGUAAAAAAUAAAUUUCAGUCUUUACAAGACAGUUUAACUACAUUGGACGAUUUUUACAAACGAGAAGUUUUCUACUACAAUGAACUAUCAACGAUAUAUGAUGAAUUACAAGACGAAGUGAAUAUUCCAAUUGACGAAAGAUUGAGAAGGGCGAAAAGCUAUAAUGAGUCAAAUUUGGAAGCCAUCAUCCUCGAGAAUUUGAGUAAAAAAGGCUACACAGUUCGACCCAGGCUCGAGCCGAUGUCUCUGCAAUUUGCUGAAAUAUCGGUAAAACAACUUGCAAAAUUUCAUGCAUUAUCUUUUGUAUUGAAAUGUAAGAAACCAGAAUAUUAUGAGAUGAAAGUAAAACCAUUAAGUUAUCCAGUAAAAGCUAGUACGGAAUGGGAAGAUUAUAUAGUCACUGCAUGCGCUACUGCAGCCAACUGUCUAGAUAGUGAUUCAAAAGUUAGAUUGGAAAAUUUUAAGAAUAAAAUAUUGAAAGUAUAUAAAGAUUUCGUUAGUUCCCCGACUGACAAGUCAAGCUGCUUGUGUCAUGGUGAUUUUAGAGCUAAUAAUAUGUUGGUGAAAGAAGAGGGUGGUGAUAUAAAAGAUCUGAUUGUUGUCGACUACCAAACGAUACGUUACGGGAGUCCAGUAACAGAUUUUAUUUACUUCAUUUUCAUUGGUUCAGAUCAGAAAUUCAGACGAGCCCACUUAGACGAGUUGAAGGAGUUAUAUUACGAAACACUGGAGAGAUUUAUGGGCGAGUUUGGAGUGCAAGUCCAUGAUGUCUAUCCUAAGAAGCGAUUUGAACAGGAAUACCGGGACUACUUGGACGUGGGACUUACACUAUUCUUAGUUUUAGCACCGUUUGUGCUGUGCUCCGCUGACGACGCACCCGACCUACAAAAUGGUUCUGUUUCUAAAAUCAAUUUUAGCUAUGACAACGCCGAAUGUAAGGAGCGACUGCGCGGCAUAGUUGAGGAUUUCACACAGUGGGGAUAUUUGUAAAAGUUACUUACCAGAAAAUCGACUGUUCGAAUUCUUUUAGGUGUUAGUUAAAUAAAGAGAACUUGGGGUGUUUUGUCAAUAUCUUUUUCGUCUUUAACUGUUAUUGUUUUUUCAUUCUUAUAUAAAAUAGAAGUGUUAUUAUAUUACUUUCUAUUCUUUAAUUUCAGAAUAAAUGUUUUUACCGCGAUAUCAUUAUUCAUAUCGUUUAGUUAGAGAUUUCCUAUUUUACGUAUAGUAUUUAAAACUUCCUUAAAAAGUCUUUUUAAUGAGGUAAUUAUCAUCUUAUUAAAUGAAGCUGGCGCCAGAUGCUCAAUUGGUAGAUCCAGAACUUUCAUACUUUUUUAAUUUCGCAAACCAAUUUUACGUAAUGCAACCUAUUCGACAUUACUAUGAGGUGAACUCAGUGUUACUAAAUUAUAAGCAAAUAUGGUGGACUCGGAAAAAUCAUUGAAAAUUACGUUUUUAUUAGUAAGCGUAGAAACUUAGUUGUUUUUUUAUAUAUAUAUGAUGCUUAUUUGUAGAAUGUAAAUAUUGGUAAGUUAACAUCGUUAACAUGUAGGCUUAUGUAGUUGUUGUGUAAUUGUGUGUACUUCGAGAAUUUGUGUAAAUUGUUUAGUUAUUCGACCCAGAGAGAAAAUCAAUUCGACCGCUCUCCAUGUUUCAAAAGGCGAAACACGAACUUAGUGGAAAUCGAAUAAAGUUUAAUUAGUGUGUGCUAUCCUAAGAAAUUAUUUUUCUAUUCACAUAUAACUUGGAAAUGAAACACAAUGAUCAAUUUUCUAUUUAUAGGAUAGACUCAAGGAUAGGUAAAUAAAAUUGAAAUGGUUAUAUUUGACUUUCUGACAUUUCGAUUACAAAAAAAUGGGAAAGGUUUAGAGUAGAACAAAACAUUUGUAUUUGCCUUUUGCUUAAUUCUAUAAAAUGCAAAUUUUUAGAUACAAUCAGCUAAAUUGAAUCCUGACCCACCUUAAGCUAAUUUUUGUUACAACCAUUUCAAUACAAAAAGGUAGAGCUCUGCUUAGAUGUACGUCUCACUGAACUUCUGAACAAUCAUAUUUGACGUGACAGAUUUUGCCUAGUAUAUAUGCAGCAAAAAAUCUCGCAGGCUAGCUUUUACAAGAUUUGCAUGGUGUCGCCGACUCGAGAGGUCCCGGGUUCGAAUCCCGGUGGGGGCAGAUGUUUGUGUGAUUAAUACAAGCAUUUGUACUGCAGUAAUGGAUGCUUAAUUUGUAUUUCUAUAUAAAUAUACUUAUAUAUGUAAAAUCUAUGUAUUAUAUCCAUUACCCUAGUAUCCCAUAACAAAAGCCUUAUAGUGCGUACUUUAGAGAUAGGCUAAUUGGUGUGAGUGUAAUUAAAAAAAUGUGUCAGUGUUUCUUUGUGUCUCUUCAUGCUUGAAUCGCUGAAUCGAUUUGAAUUAAAUUUGGUACUUAAAUUGUUUAAUUUCCUGAAAAUGACCUAGGAUAAUCUUGUCCCAAAACUAAUCCAGUGAGGAGAGGAAAAUGGUGGUAAAAGUUUGUAUGGGAAACUAAAUUUAAUUUAAUUUAUUUAUUUACUAAUUUAGUACACACAAUAAAAAAAACAUAAAAUAAAAGGUCGUCAGUGUGUGCCUCCUGAAUAAAAAUAACAAAAUACAAUACUUACAUAAACAAAACCUACAUAUAUAUCUACAUAGACAUAUUAAAUAACAUAUAUACUUAAUUUGUGAAUAUUAAAAUUAUUUAUUAUUUUUAGCUUUUUUUUUCUUACCUUUGGAAAAGCUAUUAUAAAAGCCUUGUUUCCCGCUUCGUAACGCAACCUACUUUACGACUUCCACAGAGAUAACGAGACGAUUUUCUUAGUGUCAAUAAUAAACUGAUAAUAAUCGAGUGUAAAUACCAAAUUAACUUCAUCUUUAUGUUUUUUUUUUCUAAGCAUUUAACUGCUAGAUGUCUAAAUCUAAAGAAAAGUUUACUAGAAAAAAAUCCACUCGGACCAGGCAGCGGACGGGGCUCGAACCCGCACUCCGGGCGAAUGCACUGACCAUUAUGCUACCACGGCCCUAUUCGCCGCGUCGAAAUUUUCCUAGCCUUAAGCUGCAAGGCAGCGCCAUCUCUUCGCAUUGUAUAAUACUUUUUCAAGUAUUAAACAUUUGAAAGAAGAAAUAGCAAUUAUAGUUAUGUUUUUAACUUCAUCUCUCAUUUUGGCUGGGUAUAAUUCCUUUUGAAGUGAAAACUUCUUUAGUCCCGUUGUGAUUUGAGAUUCGAUGGAACGGAAGUAGAGUAUUUGACACAAGAUAGGUAUCCGUAAUUUUAUUAUUUACCAUAAGAGAUGGAUGGAAUGUCAAAUUUUGUAUGGAAACUUAAACAGCAGCGUCACAACGGGCGUAAGGGGAACUAAAAAUCAGUACACAUUUGACAAUGUCAUUUCGGACUCGCGAACUAUUCUAAUUCGAUAUUGGUUCAUGCUACAGUGCUAUUCUGUUACGUCUAUUAUGUCACGAGUGGAUCCUAUGUGGAUCCGCGCAGUUCCGAUAUAAAUCAGCGCGGAUCCACUUUAACAUAAGUUUUUAGAAAAACUGCUUAUAGUUUCAGUUCGCGUUUUUCUUUUUUUCCCAAAGGUUGACUGGGAGAGAAUGCUAUUAGCAUUAUGUCCGCCUUUUGUACCAUUCUAUUGUAUUUUGGUCAAUAAAGUUUAAAAUAAAUAAAUAAAUAGUUAACGGGAGGCUGAUUAAGACGAGAUUUGCCAGUCGGAUUAGUCGGGUCUGGUGAUGCGAUAGGUGAAGUAUGCCGUUCGGACGGAGUUCCCGGCGCUGUGUGUGUCUCUGUAGCUGACGCCGGGACACGGUUCCCAACUUAGGGGUUUUGCCCCCAGAUUUAGGGGCUAGAUGUGUUAAAACGGACUUUUUUAGGGGCUGGAGUUUUUUGGGGGUUCUUUUAGGGGCUUAUAACAAAACUUGCAAUUAAAUCGAAAAGCAAAGCGUGUGUUUUCUUUCAGUUUUGUGUGUAGAAUGGAACGCACCACGAUAUGAAACGACUGAACUGACCGUGUGGCGGUUUGUUUCCUAAUGCUGUAGGGAUUAAAGUUCUUUGCCUAUCACCAAUGGUUAAAUAAUAAAACAACAACAUAACAAUCAUGUUCGUUUUUUCAUUCGUUCACACUUACGGCUGACCAUUCAUUUUUGUCAUUCAUUCAAUAAAAUAAUUUACUGUAACUAAAUAAGAAACGUUUUAAUUUAUGAGCAACGAAAGAAUUUAGGUAAUAAGUAGGUACAUAUAAAAUUCUAUAUUUAGGGGAUUUUAGGGGAAUUUGCUUGAAAAAUACCUAGGGGUAAUUUUUGGGAAGGGUUGGUAACACUGCGCCCGGACCUCAAGGUUUCGUUGAGGGCACUCUGCGCCCAGCUGACGCUCAUUCGCGUGUGUAGUAGCCGCGGCCUCCGCUCCCGUUCUCUCUUCGCCGCGCGUCGUCGCAUGCGCAGGCGCAGUGGCGGUAUCGAUGGUUGCGGUUCGAAGUGUUAUCUGGUACAUUGUCCAAACUCCACAUUGGCUAAACUGAUUCACCAUGAAACGGUCUUAUUUGAUUCUUAUGGCGAAUAACAUAUUCGUCCGCUUCUAGUACGGUCGUGGUCAGAAAAUGUUUACCACCUUAAGAUUCAUAAUUGCAUGCACACAUUUAGGUCACAAAUUCUAAAUGUCUAUUUCAUAAUAAUUUGAUUGACCAUAGAUUAUCUUUUUUGUAAUGAUAUGACAAUCAAUCGCUCUAGGCAAUGGACUGACUACUAUCAAGGUUCGAUAUAUAUUUUUUUUAAUUACUUCGUCUCACACUAGGAUUUCCUUCUGUAUCUAUCGUAGGUGUAAUUCAAACAUCUAAUCUCAAAUGCACAUUGCACAUACGCCCAGACUAGGACAAAUUUCUGUAGGCCAUACAAAAUAUCUGUGCCAUACGAGAAUCCAAUCAGCGACCCGUUGCGCAGUAGGCGACGACCUCUGCACUAGCCGUGACGUCAAACAAAUAUAGAAAACCAUUGAAAAAACUAAUAUUUUAGUUUUUUAACUAAGAAUAUGAAGAAGUAAUAAAAUAGAAAUUUCAAAAAUCUUUAUUUAGUAUCUAGUAUAACCUCCCUCUGCAGCUAUGACGGCACGUAAUCUAUCUCGCAUUGAUGCAACAAGAUGCGCGCAUAGAUCGGUCCCUCUAAUAUCAUCCCAUACUCGAGCGUAGUGUAAUCUAAGAUCAUGAGGGUUCCUUUCAUUUUGACAGUCCCAGCAUUGAACCAUAAGCCCCCAUAAAUUUUCAAUAGGGUUUAAAUCCGCAGACCGAGCGGGCCAUUGAAUGGGACGAAUGCCACGGUGCAUAUUGAACCACGCCAUAGUAGCACGGGCCGUGUGUAUCCGUGCAUUAUCUUGAACAUAAGUAAUGGGCGGGAAUUCUGUUGCAGGAUACACUACGCGCACAGUAGGCAGCAUCACUUCUGCCAAAAGCGACACAUUAUUAAUGGCAGUAGCCGUAUUCUCUAAUGAUGCCAGUUCUCCGACGCCGUCGAGGCUCAUCCACAUCCAUAAGUUUACUGUUACCUGACUCGUUUUGAGUCACGAUAUGAGCUUCAUCAUACCGAGUUCGAUUUUAGCGCCAUAAAGUUAAUCUUCCAAUUUGGCUUGAUUUAAAGGUUUUUACAUCGGUAAAUAUAGCAUUCGACCAAGCAAAAUCAUGAUGUCGCGCAAAGUUAAGUCGGGCUGUUUUGUGAUGAGGUUUCAGCUCCACUUUAAUAGCAAGGUGUCUGUAGUGUAGUCAAUACUCUAGACAUAGCUUCGUACAGACGUUUGAUCACCGCGUCCGUUUUGGUGUUCGAAUUCAUACAAAAACAUUCUACCCAUUUAGUAUACGAAUCAACCAAUAUUAAAUACAUUUUGUCUUUUAAGGGACCUAGAAAGUCUAUAUGUAUCCUAUAAAAGGGAUGCGGCGGGGAUGGCCAGGGCGAGAGGGCGGCGGUUUCGAAUUCUAAUUGUAACCCAUUAAUGUGAAUACGUUCAACCAUUGGCUUUGAAGCUGAAUAACACCCAAUGUGAAAUAGACUUUUACCUUCACAAUUUUCAUCAACUGAGCUCUCCUCGACGUUUUUUACUAUAUUAUGGGACGAUUUAUUUGUACACAUACGCCGCAGAUGACCUUCUAUCACAAUUUCGGCAAUAAAACUUUUAAACCUACAUUCCACUGAUUUAUGAUUUUUGAACCCGCACACUGUACACUUGACACCACCUUAAGGUUUCUCUUCGAUGACCUAGAACACCGCGCUCGCAGGUUUCGGGGGCGCGCUGCUCGAGGCGGCGCGCGCGCAGCACGCGCUCUCCGCCAGCUUCACCGCCUUCGCCAACAUCAACUCCUUGAUGUCCUGUGCUAAUAGCUUAUCGCGCUCGGGACCGCUCGCCAUACCCAUUACGAAGUGGUCUAGCAACGAUUCCUCUAGGUCGCUAAAACUGCAAUACGCCGCCAAUCCUCUUAAUCUCGCCGCCCACUGUGCGUGACCCUUGUCUGUCUUCUAGACUGCCGCAUAAAAGGAACGUUCUGCGAAGCUGCAACGUUUCGGUAUGAAAUGCUUAUCCAGCGUCUCCAAAAUAGUAGCGUAGUCUAUAUUUUCUAAAUUCCUUGGAAGUGCCAAAUCACUAGCGAGCUUAUACGUCGACUCACAUAACGUUGUUAGUAAUAUCGCUUACUGCUUGAUGCCUGCUUUCUCAUCUUCCACAAUGCUAUUUGCUAUGAACCAUUGGUUUCAACGAUGUUUAAAUGACACCCAAUCCUGGGAAUUGUAGUCGAAAGUCGAUAAAACUCCGAAGUACGUGGCCGCCAUUUUGUCGUGCGCAGGUAAGUACUCUCGUCGCCACUGUUAAGUAUGAGCGUGCGAAUCAAUAGACAGUUUAUUGCGUACUGGUUUAUUACAAUUGACGUUGCGGGACGCAGCCCUCAAAAACCUGUAUAUGUAACAUUAUAACGUAAUCUGCGAUUUCUAAAAAAUCAUCAUCAUCAUCAUCAACAGCCCAUCUUAGUCCACUGCUGGACAUAGGCCUCUCCAAAUGCACGCCACUCAGAUCGAUCUUGGGCUACUCGUAUCCAGCUCCUGCCAGCCACCUUGCGCAAAUCGUCACUCUAUCGCGCCUGAGGACAUCCUACACUACGUUUGCCUAGACGCGGUCUCCACUCCAGAACUCGUCUACCCCAACGGUAAUCGGUUCUUUGACAAAUAUGGCCAGCCCACUGCCACUUCAACUUGCUAAUCCGGUGGGCUAUGUCGAUAACUCUGGUUUUCUGUCGGAUUACCUCAUUUCUGAUGCGAUCCUUCAGAGAUCGACGAUGUCAGGACUUGACGUAACUUCCCAAACGCUGCCCAACCUAGCUGAAUUCUUCUAUUCACCUCGUCCUCAAAGUUGUUUCUACCUAACUACAAUGUCUGCCCGAGGUACACAUAUUUUUGAACAACUUCGAGAACGGCACCGUGUAUUGCAAUCGGUUCCGGUAGAACAUCUUCAUUGAACAUGACCUUGGUUUUAUCCAAGUUCAACCGUAGGCCGAUGCGUAUAGAAGACUCAGCCAGGUCAUUCAGCAUCUGUUGUAGGUCCUGCAGGGUUUCUAAAAAAUACCUGGCUGUUUACAGACAAUUAAUGGUAAAUGUUCUUUAAUAUAAAAAAAAACACGGCAUUAUUUAAUUUGUUGCAAAACAAUGAAUAAUGAUAGACGCAGUUAGUUUUGCCUUAACUUAAAUAAUGAGGGUAAUUAGAAAAUGAAUAGUGAUUAUAAAAAAUUAGUUAUUAAUAGUGUAACGGUCUGGUUCUGGAUGACUAGUAGUCGCGUCAACAGGCGGCCAAUAUUAGUGUUAGGUGAAUCGGCCAGUGUUUCACAUCUGCCAGGCGUCCCGUGACGGCUUAAAUUUAAUUCUCUGUAUGAGUAUUGUUAUUUAUAUAUUAAAAUUUAUAUCAUGUGCAUUAGACUUUAGAAUUGGACUUAAAGAAGAUAGUGGGAUCCUAAUAACAUAUCCAACUGCAGUUUGUAUUUUGGCCUGUGAAGUAAUGUCGGACUGUAUAAGUGACUGUGUUGAAAUAUCCAAAAAUAAAAAUGAAGGAAAUGUGGAGCUGAACAUCAAUAAGUGCAUUAAGAGAAUAACACAAAUAGAAGGCUUUCAAGAUUAUAAAGUAGAGGUUCAAGACGUUACAACUAAUGGUGGUAAUUACAUGGCAAUCCUUCAAACGAUAAAUAUCAAAGGAAAAACUGAAACAGCUUAUAAAGAGAUUAAACUUUUUGUAAAAAAUAAAGUUCAGUCUUUACAAGACAGUAUAAUGCUAUUGGACGAAUUUUACAAACGAGAAGUUUUCUACUACAAUGAACUAUCAACGAUAUAUGAUGAACUACAAGACGAAGCGAAUAUACCAAUUAACGAAAGAUUGAGAAGGGUGAAAAGCUAUAAUGAGUCAAAUUUGGAAGCGAUCAUCCUCGAGAAUAUGAGUGAAAAAGGCUUCACAACUCGAAACAGGCUCGAACCGAUAUCUCUUCAAUUUGCUGAAAUGUCCGUAAAACAACUUGCAAAAUUUCAUGCUUUAUCUUUUGUCUUCAAAUGUAAGAAACCAGAAAGUAUGAAAGUUAAACCAUUAAAUUAUUAUCCAGUAAAAGUUACUACGGAAUGGGAAGAUUAUUUAGUCAAUGCAUGUACUGCUGCAGCUAACUGUUUAGAUAGUGAUUUAAAAGUAAGAUUAGAAAAUUUUAAGGAAAAAAUAGUGCAAGUAUAUAAAAACUAUGUUGGGUUUCCGGCUGACAAAUCAACUUGCUUGUGUCAUGGUGAUUUUAGAGCUAACAAUAUAUUGGUGAAAGAAGAGGAUGGUGAUAUAAAAGAUCUGAUUGUUGUAGACUACCAAACGAUACAUUACGGGAGUCCAGUGACAGAUUUUAUUUACUUCAUUUUCACUGGUACAGAUCAGAAAUUCAGAGGAGCCCACUUGGACGACAUGAAGGAGUUAUAUUACGAAACACUGGAGAAGUUUAUGGGCGAGUUUGGGGUAAAAGUCCACGAAGUCUAUCCCAAGAAGCGAUUUGAAAAGGAAUACCGGGACUAUUUGGACAUAGGACUUACAAUGUUCUUAGUUUUAGCACCGUUAAUGCUGUGCUCCGCUGAUGACGUACCCGAUCUGCAUAAUGAUUCUGUUUCUAAAAUCAAUUUCAGUUUUGACAACGCCGAAUGUAAUGAGCGACUGCGCGGCAUAGUUGAGAAUUUCACUCAAUGGGGAUAUUUGUAAAAGUUACUUACCAGAAAAUAGACUGUUCGAACUUUUUUAGGUGUUAGAUAAUUAAAGAGAACUUGGGAUGCUUUAACAAUAUCUUUUUCGUCUUUAACUGUUGUUGACUUUACAUUCUUAUAUAAAAUAAAAGUAUUAUUAUUACAAGUCCAGAAUAAUUGUUUUUACCGUUUAGUUAGAGAUUUCCUAUUGUAUAUAGUGUUUAGAACCUUAAAUUGUCAUUUUAAUGAGGUAUCAUCUUAUUAAAUGUAGCUGGCGCCAGAUGCUAAAUUGGUGGAUCCAGCAUUUUUAUACCUUCUUUAAUUUCGCAAACCAAUUUUACAAAAUGCAACCUAUUCGAGAUAACUAUGGCCCGUAUUACAGAAUGACCACUAAGUGUUGAUAUUUACUUGAGUACAGUUAGAAAGGGAUGGCGCUAUGUGGUAUAUAUAGCGACAUCACUUUCUAACUAUGUUCAAAACAUCUAGUCUUGUCUUUAAAUACUGAGAAUCUUUCUGUAAUAUGGGCCUAUGAGGUGAACUCAGUAUCACUAAAUUAUAAGCAAAUAUGGUGUACUCGGAAAAAAUAUCGAAAAUUAUGUUUUUAUUAGUAUGCAUAGAAAGUUGGAUAUUUUUUAUAUAUUUUAUGUUGCUUCACCUGUGGAGUGUAAAUAUUGUAACAUAUAGGUUUUACCGCUGAUAAAACCACAGAUUGUUAUUCAACAGCAAGUAUAGAAAUAUAAUAGAACUGAAAAAUAUUUAUUUGGUAAGCAGGAAGAUACUUAUACUUACAUAUUAAAACUAUUACAAACAAUAAAAAUAAUUUCA
Chilo suppressalis (striped riceborer) is the source of this 10378-nucleotide messenger RNA. The record is from the annotation of a GenBank genome assembly. Lineage: Eukaryota; Metazoa; Arthropoda; Insecta; Lepidoptera; Crambidae.